UUGAAUGUCUCAAGUAGAAAAUUCUAAACAUAUGGACAGCUUGAUUUGAAUACUUAAUAAACAUACCGAGUCCUGAAAUAUGUUUAUGUAUUUUAUUUACCCGAAAUGGAAACAAAUAACAACCAACAAACGUAUUGAUUUAUGAAAUGACAUCAUCAUUUUUUGUGAUGAAAGAUACUACUUUUUACUUGAAGCUCUUUUAUCAUGAAAAUAUAAAAAUAUACAAAGAUGUAAACAACAAGCUCGGCGACAGCAGGAGAGAGCUUGCCGUAACAAAGGUGGUCAAUAUGGAGGACAAAUGGAACAAUUUGGUAGUGUUUGCUGUCACCAGCUACCUUGUCACAAAAUACAUUCUUACAAGAGGGAUGCUAUGGGAGAAUAUAUUUUUGGCAGCUGUUUUCUUGACUGAGUGCUUCCUGCUGCUUAUCUUGACAAGGCAGAAUGAUCUUGCUGUGAGACAAGUUAAAAACUACAGACCAAGAUGUUCAUCCGGUGUUAUAUUUGUUGUUUUGGUGCCUCUUGCCCUUCUGGGAACGUCCGGAGCCCUGGGAAUAUCUAAUUCAAGUCAAGAUCAUGAGACUAUGUUUGAAAUGGUUUGGCUGAGCUUGUCCCUUUCAAUUGUCCUUGUUACCAAGUACUUUUCGGAAGCCAGGGUUUUGUGUGGUCUUCUUCCUUGCUUCCUGAUAUUAGGAUUUGCUUUACCAUGGAUCUUUUCAACACCUAGGCAAGCUGUUCUGAUGGGCAUUUUUAAUGUAAUAGUAUGGAGAGGUAUGGAUUUGAUACCAUCUGCCUUACCAAAGUCUUUCACUUUUGGAGAACUUGCUGUCGUGUUACAACUCAUUGUCAGUUGGGCCUGCAGACUGGUCAGUGGUGUGUCUGAGGUUUACGAAAUUGAUGAAGAUGACCUAAAACUGAUGUGGUUUAUCAAUACUGUGCUGAUUUCUGUGUCAACAGCCACGCUUAUUGUGUGCCUGUCAGGAUCCUAUUCAUCACUAGUUGCGACUUCUGCAGUCUAUGUGUGCCAUGCGGGGAUAUCUUUAGUUUUCCUUCACAGUCAGAUCAGGGAACAGCCACUCUUGUGGCUCAUUGGGUACAUCUUCAAGUCUUGUCCACGGGUCAUGCUGUUGGUCAUAUUCAUCUUAAUGCUUGCAUUUGCUUUGAUCUGGACUACAGUUCAGGGAUUACAAAGUCAAGUCCAGCUUCGACAGUCCAAGCCAUGUGAUAGUGACACUCCACAAAUGAACUCAAAGACAGAUAAAAGUACUCGCAGAAAUGGGAAUGACUUGCUCAGGGAGGUUGAUGAACCGAGCCAGGAAAGCUCUAGAACUAUCAAGGGACUUGAUUCAAAUAUGGAAGCUCGAAGGAAUAACUUAAUUGAGACGAGAAAAAUAUUUCAUUUAUUCAUCUUGUUGGUUUAUGUUCCUGGACUGUUGCUGGAUCCAACUUUCCUGCUCUUGUCGUCUGGCUGUGUCUUUGGGGUGUUCAUCAUUCUGGAGGCUUCGAGGGCUUUACAAGUUCCACUGAUUGGGAAACUGCUGGAUGACGUUCAGAGGAGUUUUGUGGAUGAGCGGGACCAAGGUGUUGUGUUCUUGACUCACAUCUACCUUCUGGCUGGGUUGUCUCUUCCUUUGUGGAUAUCUCCAAAUGUUUUGACAGCUGAUCUAGCCCCUCUGGAGUUGUACAGCGGUGUCCUGGCUCUAGGUAUCGGCGAUACUAUAGCUUGUAUUGCAGGAAGAGCUUUUGGAAGGAUACGCUGGCCUGGAACAAAGAAGACAAUGGAAGGCACAGCAUCUUCAGUAUUGGCUCAGCUUGCUUUUGUUGCUGUAACUUCUUCAUCUGGGUUGCUGACUGUGGAGAGCUACACAUCAGUAACAGUAGGGAUUGUGCUCAGUGGCCUGGUGGAAGCAUUCACAGACCAGAUUGACAAUUUGAUACUGCCUCUAGUUCUGUACCCUUUCCUGUGCUCAUAACAUUUGCUUUCUGAAUUUUUGAAGUCCAGUAAAGCUUGUGAUAAUUCAUCUCAUAUUGGGGUGAAAUUUUUCUACUGUAUGAAGAGAAAUGCUUUUGAAAACUUCAAUUUAUCAUGGAUACCCCUGAAACUGCUUUUUAGUUUGUGUUCUUUAUUUCUUUAUUGCCUUAUUGGUAAACCUAUUGUAGUCAUCAUGUUUACAUUGAUAUCAGAACCAGGAAAGCUUGACUUUCUUUUUUGAUGUAUAUUGUGUUAAAAACAUUUUUUUGUUUGUUUAACAUUGUUCUUUUGGCUACAGUACUUUAUUAGAAAUGUUCUUUACAUUUAAGUGGGUUACCUAAAUCUGGUAGGAAUUCGGUAAGAAUGUUACAUGUCUUAAUAUCAUAGACGUCAUACUGUUCUCUCCAUGACCAAUGUAAUCCCUGUACAGAGGUUUGUUGGUGUUGUGUGCCUUCAAGUUGGGGGUUUAACGGUCUCCCGGCGAGUAGGGAUUUCAGCGAAAAUCCCGGUUUUUCUUCUUUCUCAACUCAUAACUUUAUUAGUUCUUAGCCUAGCAUCAUAAAACCGACAUGAAAUGAGAGGUCUAUAUGUGCUUUUUGUUUCCGUGUUAGUUUAAAUGGGGAGAGAAAUGCGUAACAUUAUAGAUUUUUUAGUUAAAACUACAAGGUUCGUUACGCGUUCUGCAACAACAAAAGGCACGCAAAUUUUGACAAAUUUAGAGCGCAGCACAUUUCGGACGGUUUAUUGGAGCGGAAUUUUCCAUCGCUAAUCGUUCUCGGUGGAUGUAGAAAUCACGUGAUUCUGUAGUAAAAUUGGACGCUGAAGAGUUUACAACCCACCCGGAGUUUGUAGGACGCUUGUGUGAAAAGUUAUGGCAAAAUAUAUAUUUUAUUAUCAAAAUUUAAAAAAAAUUAACAAUGGAAAACGCUCCCGGGGCAAGUUAUAUUGAUAGAUAUAUCAUCAAUUAGCUCUCUAGAAAUGUCAUUUUUGUUAAAAAUGAUUAAAGUUUGGUAGAAGAAAAUCAAAACUUUACUACACUACCCUAGUUCACUUCGUGUGGUAAAAAAAUUUUUCAAAGGAUAUUGAAAAAUGUGGUAGGCUUUGGUCCUCCUCCAAUGUGAUGAAAAGAGUGAAUUCUUAUCAAUCCAAGGAGGAAAAGGUUGAUUGAAGAAAGCGCAGGUCAAGUACUAGAAAAUCUUGAUCGAUUGGGAGGGCUCCCUGUCAAAAUGCGUUUACCCAGACUCUGUGUGCAUUAAGCAGUAGUCAUUGGGUGCAGA
Messenger RNA from Aplysia californica (California sea hare), 3246 nucleotides. RefSeq names its product dolichol kinase. Gene Ontology annotation, biological process: dolichyl monophosphate biosynthetic process. Gene Ontology annotation, molecular function: dolichol kinase activity. The record is from RefSeq and is a predicted model, not a curated record. The transcript has 13 exons. NCBI's taxonomy places the organism in Eukaryota, Metazoa, Mollusca, Gastropoda, Aplysiida, Aplysiidae. Gene Ontology annotation, cellular component: endoplasmic reticulum membrane. Bases 147 to 1970 code for a protein of 607 amino acids.